CUGUCCAAGGGUUAGCACUGGUGCAGAUGAAAUAGUAGUUAUGGGAGCGGCCUUUGUUCCUGUGUACAGCGCUAAUACGGUGUUUCCUCCUUUCUUUCCUGUAAAUCUAAGGGGUCUUCAUGAAUAAUUUAAAUGAUCCUCCCAACUGGAACAUCCAGCCAAAUCGGAGAGAGCCCGGGGAUGAAGGCAACAGGUGGAAUUAUGCUUUGCUGGUCCCCAUGCUGGGAUUGGCAGCCUUUCGUUGGAUCUGGACCAGAGAAUGCCAGAAAGAAAUAGAAAGAGAAAAAAAGGAAUAUUAUAAAAAACAGUCAUCUUUACAAAGAGACUUGGAAGCCAAAUACCGGGAUAUAAUCACAGAAAAUCGUCGCACAGUUGCUCACUUGGAGCUGGAGCUUGAAAAGGAACGCAACAGAACCCUGAGUUACCGUCAAGCGCUGGUGUCCCAGAGUCGCAAACUAGUAGAAGAAAGAAGAAUCCUAGAAAAGGAACAGGAGAAGUUAGAGCGAGAAAAACAAGUUCUCUUGCACUCAGGAGCUGUAGGUAGCUUGUACCAAAGUUAUCUGGCAAAGGAAGAAGAGUGGCAAAAAAGAGCCAAUGUUCUACUAAAAGAAUUUGAAGAUGGACUUAAAGAAAGACAGAAAAUCUACUGCAGUCUUGUGGUGCCAAGGAACCAGAGACUAGAAAUAGAGAAAAAUUUGCUAGUUAAAGCAGCAACUGAUCCUGUUGCUGUGGCUCUACAAAUGGAGAGUGGCUUGAAAGAUAUUUUCAAACAUGAUAACUACUGCAGCAAUCUGCUGAACACAAACAAAAGUCAAAAUGGAAGGCUUAUGUGGCUGUAUCUUAGAUACUGGGAACUAGCUAUUGAAGUACAGAAGUUCCAGAGGGUAGAAAAUGCCAUGUUAGGAAAACGAUAGGUAGGGGAAGUGAUGAUCUUUCAUGUGAUCCACCACAAAUAAUAUGGACUAUCACAAUUGUAGUCUGAAGCUGUUAAAUUCUCCUGCUGUGUUUCGGUUUCCCCUCCUCAUUGCAUUUGUAUUUGCGUGGGAUACGUGCAGUGUGGGUGUCUUCCUUGCACUGUCUAACAACAAAUGCUCCAGUGGGCUGUGCACUUUGCUCUAAAACUCUGAGUGUGUUUAUAUUGCAGACUGCAGUGUAGCGUACAGACGUGCAAACUUCUGUAGGUACCAGAAGCAGCAGUACAGAACCCUGGUUAGGCUAAUUUACCUAGUUGCUGGUUAUUGUCCUCCAAUGGAGAAGUGAGAGUUGUCUCCCUAAAGUCAGGUAGCACAUAGUGCUUUUCAUUCCUGAUUUCUUGCAUGGUGUCUCAUUACAAUAUUUUUUAAAUUUUUUUUUUUUUUUUUUAGCAAGACUGAUUUUGGGGCAGAUGCUUGGAAGAGACCAUGAACGGGCAAGGAUCUUUGUCACAUAAAUCCUACUUGUGCAUGCAUAUAUAUAUACAUAUAUAUGUAUGUUUGUGUGUGUGCAUGUAUAUAUGCAUUUGUAUAAUACAUACAUUGGUAUGUAUUGAUAUUAGAAGGGGGAAAGAAUAUGAUCAUGUUUUAGAUUAAUCAGUCUUGCGCUGUCUUCCAGGCUUAACAUACAAAUAGGACUUUCUGUAGGAAACAUCCGAAAGACGCUAAUCAAAAUAAUGCCUAAAGAAACAGUAUGAGCAAAGUCUGCUGCACCUAGGGAGGCACAUCUGAGUUCUAAAUGGAAAUCAUAUGAACUCUAGGUUAUGUAUCUGUCAUACCGUAUAAAUGCUGAGAAUAUAUAUGUUUUCCUUUUUAAUAGAGGUUUUAGUUAUUACUAAAAAGUGUGCCUCCAGCAUAGACCUCACUGUGCUACUGUCGCUGUGUCCUGGUGUACUGGGUGGUACACGUUUAUCUUCCAGGAGCCUCUGAAGAUUCCAGUCAGUGCGCCUGGUACAGGCCCUGUUUGUUACUUGCACAGAGAAACAUAAAUGCAGCCCGGUCAUGCAUAACUACCAUAACUACUUCCACCCCCAACGGUCUCAGUUCUCCCAGAGCCGCAGUAUACUUUUCCACAACUCUUUCAGUUUUGAACUUACAGUUCACCCCUUCAGGUACACAUGAUUGUGAAAGCCUAUGGACUGUGAGCUACAAGCUUUGCAAAGGUUUAAGUAAGAGGACUUUUAACUUUAUUGAGCACAAUAAAAUAAAAAGAUCUAAAUAGAACAUUAAAAAUGCCACAGUGCAUUUCCAUGCCUGAAAUCCCCUACAACUUUGGCUCCUUGUAAGCACCACCUUCAGUUUCAAGUGUGCCAUGCAUUUUGGAGCAUAACUGUUUUUCUUCUUCCUCCUUUCUAAUCCAGCCUUACUCCCAAAGCAGCACUGUGUACCCUUUCGCUUAUAACCUUCUCCAUGACUUGACAUUGGGCAGUGUUGGUUGGGAGGUUGUCAGUUUUUUUAGCAGUUCUUUAGUUGUUCAGGACCCACCUUGAAAGAAGAUGCCCUAGGCAAUCAGCUGUUGCUCUGCCCAGAAGCAAUCCAGCGGUGUGGAUGCCCAUCCAAGUUUAACAGAGAACUCUGGCAGAUGUGGAGUUUUCUCCUCUUGGUUUCAUUUCAGCCUGGGCACGGGAGACAGCAGAUAAAUCAACCAUAUAAAUCAGCUAUGCAACCUAAUGUUGUUAGUUACUCAGCAAAAAUAUCCCACAUGAAACAAAAUUCUUUAACUAUGUUCCUCAAAUAAUCAUUUCUUCAGUUGUGAAUUUGCUCACCUUAGUGGUGAUAACUGUGCUGUUGUAUUGAUCUGUCAGCCUCUUAUGGACGGAUAUUUCUUAAAAAUAAAGUUGUAGUAAACAGACAGAGACUACAAAAAAAAAAAAAACCUGUCACAACCACCGAAAAGGCCAAAGGUUUUCUAGAUGCCAAACAUAUGCAGGUUGGGAGAUGACAGCAAGCAAUUGAAGUACUACUGUUGUGUGACCACUUGAGCCAAGGUGCUGUAGCUGACCACAUGCACCUGCCCUAAUUGCUUAGUACAACAAAUUAAACAGCUUUCCUUGUGUGCAAUUCCUUCAGCAUGUGGAAACUGGCCACACAAUUGUGGAGGAUUUGAUGUGUACAUACAGGCAGUUACAGCAGUUCAGCUGUCAUACAGUAGCCAGUGUAUCUAUGCCACUAUAUUCAAGACUCAUGCCUUGACUUUGUAUGUAUUCAUUGGUUCUUGAUAUUAAAGGGUCAAGCGUUUUAUGCUUUGAGUUUUUUCAUCGUUUAUGUCACUGACAUCAACUCAUAAUAUUUAAAGAAAACAUGUAAUCGAGAGGGUAAAAUACUUUCUCCAAUAUAAAUAUGUAAAUUGAAGCAUCAUGUGCUUGAUUACAUGUGAUUGAAUGCAACGUAAUAAAUGAAAUUCACUUUCC
Struthio camelus australis is the source of this 3382-nucleotide messenger RNA. The record is from RefSeq and is a predicted model, not a curated record. Lineage: Eukaryota; Metazoa; Chordata; Aves; Struthioniformes; Struthionidae.